Messenger RNA from Mytilus californianus (California mussel), 828 nucleotides. RefSeq lists its product as uncharacterized. The record is from RefSeq and is a predicted model, not a curated record. Gene Ontology annotation, molecular function: D-serine ammonia-lyase activity. Bases 1 to 828 code for a protein of 275 amino acids. The transcript has 6 exons. Gene Ontology annotation, biological process: D-serine catabolic process. Lineage: Eukaryota; Metazoa; Mollusca; Bivalvia; Mytilida; Mytilidae.
AUGGACGAUGAGCAAAUGCCAGCAACUAUUUGUGAUGUUCCGACACCAAGUUUCUUAGUAGACCUUGACAAAACUAAGAAUAAUGCUAAGAAGAUGAUAGAUACUUGUGAGAGACUUGAAGUUCAGUUAAGACCACACAUGAAGACGCAUAAAACUGUAGAUCUUGGUACCUUAAUGACCAACGGAACAAAUACAACCAUAGAAGUAUCAACUUUAAAUGAAACCGAAUUCUAUGCUAAGAAUGGAUUUGAUGAUAUUCUAUAUAGCUCGUUGGCGGAUGGAAGAAAAUGGUCCGUAUCUCUUGAAGUUGAUGACGGAUCUGGAAGAACCGGUGUACCGUGGGACAGCGAUGACGUAACCAGCCUUGCAACAAUGGCUACUCAGUCUCCUAAUAUAGACUUCAAAGGGUUGUAUCUGUACAUUGCCAACACGUAUAAAGCUAAUUGUAAAAAAGAAAUAGAAGACGCUAAUAAUGAAGGAACAGAUUUACUGAAAACUCUUUCUAAACCUAUGAUUAUUGUUUUAGAUGUACAACAGUCUACCAUUGGUAGUUGUUGCAGAGAUGAGAUUGCCUGUCGUCUUACAACACGAGUAAUUAGUCAUAAACCGAGCAUUAAUAUCUUCUUGAUAGAUUGUGGAUUUUUGGCUCUUAGUUAUGAUGGAAUGGCAGAUAACCCGGAUGAAUUUUCUUCUUUCCAAGACAACCCUGAUUUAAGUGGGAAGUUUACACCAUCCAAAGGGAAGGCAUGUGCCACAUCAUGUCAACACACUGUUUUCUAUGUACAUUCUGGGGACAAGAUAGUUGAUAUGUGGAGACCAACAAAGUGA